Molecule: messenger RNA, 3006 nt
Organism: Colletotrichum lupini
Lineage: Eukaryota; Fungi; Ascomycota; Sordariomycetes; Glomerellales; Glomerellaceae
Exons: 21
Coding region: 1-3006 (1001 amino acids)
Source: RefSeq, a predicted model, not a curated record
AUGGGCUUCCUCCCGCCCCUCAACCUAGCCCAGGUUGAUUUGAUGCACACAUCAUUCGUCCAUGGACUAUCUUCAAAGCCAUCUGUCACUUCUCUUCUCUCGGGACCCAUCACCGAUUGCUUAGCUCGAGGUCCCUCUGGUGGGUCUCACGGUUUACACAUCGUCUUCCACCACGCACAGUUGAUCUUUGCCGCUGACCUCCCUAAGUAUCUACCGUAUCCCUUCCUGUCAAACAACACUAUUUGCUUCGGUCCUACGUCUCAGCCAGCCCUCGCUAGCCCUCAUCCCGACAGAAACAACCAGCAGACGCCGAGAGAAGGCAUGGAUGUCUUCAACCUCCCAGCAUACUCUAUUUCUCCCACAGUCGCUUGCUGCUGCAAUUUCCAGAUCUUGCCUCGCCUCGGCCUCCUGUCCCGUACGCAAUGGAACCGGCGGCCGCAUGCGCCGUUCGGCAACAUGGCCCUCGAAAUGAAUUGCCCCCCGGAACCUCCCAUCUUCCUUGCCUCUGGCGAUCCCGGCCUCCAUUACUCCGUCCUGCGACGAUACUCCUCCGCCGCCGCCGCCUUCGCCCAAGCCGCAGCUUCAGUUAGAAAGAAUACCUUACUCCUCCCAUCGCUCGACAAUCCACAAAGCAUCCCAUCUUCGUCUAUUCGCUACAGGGCCGUUGAGCGCCAGCUUCAAGACAGCACGGGCGUGUGUCAACAAACAUCGAGUAGAGGGUGGACAUGGUGUGCUGCAUCUGGCCCCAUCGGGAACUUGCUAAGAGCCCACCACAGAUCACCGUCGCAGGGAAGCUCGCCGUUAGCUCGACAUUACGACGUGCUUGGGCGUUGGUUCAAUGGCUCGCCGCACCCUCCGGUACGAUGCUGGUCGGCUGCGACGCCUUGGCUGGCAUCUGAUUCCACCACUUUUGUCAACCACAUUCCGUCACCCUCUGCUUCGAAUUCCAUGCACUACCGAGCCAAUGGAUGCCACCCCGGCUUCUGUGCAGCCAUGCCAAACGCCACUUCGCCAGUCGCAACACUGUCGCUGCUGUUCGUCUGCGUUGGAUUCCAGAAGCAUGAAUGGGCCCGAAUCUGGGUCCGAGCCUUUGGUCUUCCAUCAGAUUCCGCCAUCAUCCCUCUUAGGGUAUUUCAGGUGGUCGAAUCUUGCAUGGAACAGCUGCCGUCGAUGCUUCACAAUCGCCACUGUUACUUCACUAUCGAGACUUGUCUGCAGGUUUACCGUCAAUGGAAACCCGCACCUGUUGAUAUACGUCGAACUGCAUCGGUUCUUUGGAUGGCAGUCCAAAUGACCCAUCAUACGCAUACAUAUAAUCCACUUGCCAAGUUUCGUCAAGUAAACAGGUUGGGGCUCAGUGUCCACCACGAGUCAUGGCUUCUCCCCCUCGUCAACCUUUCCGCAGUCCGCACGCCUCCAGGCCGAGCCGAUAUGAGCGGGACCUCCGUCCUCGAGACAUGCGACCCAGGAUCAAGUUUAGACCAGGGAUCUCCCCAGAAUGUUUUAGCUCCUUCGGACACAAUCCAUGUUACUCCUCCUGGCGUGCUUGAAGAAUGCCACGGCCACCUGGUUCGGAUGACACACGGACCUUACCACGGUAAGCCGCAAAUUCGCAGCCGCUUGACCGAAGAAACAAGGCAGCUGUUCGAUACAGAGCUCCAUACCAAGAGAAUCUUCUUCUUAGGCUUGAAUCUACUCUUGCUAGGUUCCACGCGUCAUGUCUUGAGGUGGAAGGAUGUGACACAAAACUCACCCUUCGCUCUGCUCCGUCGGACGGUUUCUUAUGGGUCCACUAGUCGCGGCAUGAAUAUGCACACUGUCAUAUCGUCUGGCGGCUUCAUUCCUGCCUCUGAGAGCGUGUCUUCUGUCAUUUUCUUCUCGUACAGACUCCUGUUAAUGACGCAUCCUAGAACCCCAACAGGCUCAGCGCGAGACGAUGAUGAGGGCUCCAGCCUAUCUUCUGUUCGUCAACUCCACGGUGUCAAGGUCCCUGCACUAUGCAGUGUAAUAUACCAAACUGUCAGGCUUGUCAUCACUGAUACCGGCUCUACAGUCUACCUUCAUGGUGGCCAACAACGGAACUGCGGGCAAGUUGCGCCGGCAGACCCGAUGCACUGCAAGCCGGCAUUCGCCAAUAUCAGGGCCGGGAAGCGAGAAGAGGAGUCUAGAACACCGUUUCCUUCUGACAGAGGCGCUCCAACCGCUCCCAAGCCACCGGAUCCCCAUGACCUGAUGUCCAAGAUGGCCGAGAACACGGAUCCUUUAAUCUUCCUGGAAUGUAGUGGUGGCCGCGACCUUCCUGUCGACCAAGAGAAGCCCUCCUUGGCCGCCGUGGCUUAUGUGAUUCUCUCUAACCGUUUCUCCGUCAUCGUACAUCAGGCCCCAGUCGCUUGGGUGCCGCAAAGGACACUCACGGCCCUGAUGACAGCGCAUGGUGGUAUGGGUGGAAUCGUGCGGGAAGCGCGUCCCGGGGAAGCAGGCAAGCACUUUCCGGAGGAGUCGAUCUUGGAUGAUGCGCAUCCAACCUCCCAGUUUCAUGCAAACCCACGACGUAUGGGCAUGCAUCCGCCAAGGAAGACUACUCUUCUGAGCGAGUUCCCCCAUUCUAUCUCCGCUCUCGUAAUGAGUUGUCCAAUUUCUGACGCAUGUCUCACAGGUUGCAAGGCCCCGGAGUUGAUGCGACAUCGUCAAUUUGGCAGUACCCGUACUGAAGAUGAGCUAUCGUCUUUUCCAUCCUGGACAGUUUCCAACGGCUUCUGGACACUCUCUACCUCUGGAAAGAAUCAAGACAAGGUUAGAGGAAUACAGACCGCACGGCGGCAACCAGGGCCAAACCCUCGCACAACUCUACGAGGUUCUGCUAGUUGUGCAAUUAAUCAGCACAACGGCAGCAGAGAAGUCUUUGGCUGGUUCCUGGAACCCUUGGACUUCGAGUCACACGAGGGAGCAUGCAUAGUGACCUACGUGCCAACAUGCGACAUGGCUAUUGAGGACAACCGCCCAUAG